Molecule: messenger RNA, 3953 nt
Organism: Hordeum vulgare subsp. vulgare (domesticated barley)
Lineage: Eukaryota; Viridiplantae; Streptophyta; Magnoliopsida; Poales; Poaceae
Product: brassinosteroid LRR receptor kinase BRI1
Exons: 1
Coding region: 207-3563 (1118 amino acids)
Biological process (GO): protein phosphorylation
Molecular function (GO): protein binding; protein kinase activity; ATP binding
Source: RefSeq, a predicted model, not a curated record
CCCCCCUUCUCCCUCUCCCUCUCCCUCGCUUCUCCUCCCUUCUCUCUCUCCCUCCCUUUCUUUCUCCCCCCCCACCCCACCACCACCACCACCAUCUUGACGGACUCCCCACACUCUCUCCCUCCUCUCCCUCUCCCUCUGCCUCUGCUCCCACUUCGGCAGACCGCUUCUCGCAUGGUCUCAAGGUAGAGCGAGCGAGCUCCCACAUGGAUUGCCUGCGGCUGGCGGUAGCGGCGGCGGCGCUCCUUCUCGCGGCGCUCGCGGCGGCGGCCGACGACGCGCAGCUGCUGGACGAGUUCAGGAUGGCGCUGCCCAGCCAGGCGCCGCUCGAAGGCUGGACCGCGCGGGAGGGCGCCUGCAGGUUCCCCGGCGCGGUGUGCCGGGGCGGGCGGCUCACGUCGCUCUCGCUCGCCGCCGUCACGCUCAAUGCCGACUUCCGCGCCGUCGCCAACACCCUGCUGCAGCUCAGCGCCGUCGAGCGGCUCAGCCUGCGCGGCGCCAACGUCAGCGGCGCGCUCGCGGCCGCCAGGUGCGGCGGCAAGCUCGAGGAGCUCGACCUCUCCGGGAAUGCCGCGCUGCGCGGCUCCGUCGCCGACGUCGCCGCGCUCGCCGGCUCCUGCGGCGCGCUCCGGACGCUGAAUCUCUCCGGUGACGCGGUUGGUGCGGCCAAGCCCGCUGGCGGUGGCGGUGGCGGGCAGGGGUUUGCGGCCCUCGACGCCCUCGACUUGUCCAGCAACAAGAUCGCCGGAGAUGCCGACCUUCGCUGGAUGGUGGGUGCCGGCCUUGGGUCUGUCCGGUGGCUGGACCUCGCCUGGAACAAGAUCUCCGGCGGCCUCUCGGACUUCACCAACUGCUCCGGCCUGCAGUACCUUGACCUAUCCGGCAACCUCAUCGCCGGCGAUGUCGCCGCGGCGGCGCUCUCCGGCUGCCGCAGCCUCAGAGCGCUCAACCUCUCCAGCAACCAUCUCGCCGGCGCGUUCCCGCCCAACAUCGCCGGCCUCACCUCGCUCACCGCCCUCAACCUGUCCAACAACAACUUCUCUGGCGAGGUCCCCGCCGACGCUUUCACCGGCCUGCAGCAGCUCCAGUCGCUGUCCCUCUCCUUCAACCACUUCAGCGGCUCCAUCCCUGAUUCCGUCGCUGCGCUGCCGGACCUCGAGGUGCUCGACCUCAGCUCCAACAACUUCUCCGGCAGCAUCCCCGACUCCCUCUGCCAAGAUCCCAACUCGAGGCUCCGCGUGCUCUACCUUCAGAACAACUAUCUCUCCGGCAGCAUCCCGGAGGCCGUCUCCAACUGCACCGACCUCGUCUCCCUCGACCUCAGUCUCAACUACAUCAACGGCUCCAUCCCGGAAUCCCUCGGCGAGCUUAGCCGCCUCCAGGACCUUAUCAUGUGGCAGAACUUACUGGAGGGCGAGAUACCUGCGUCUCUGUCAAGCAUUCCCGGCCUGGAGCAUCUCAUCCUCGACUACAACGGGCUCACCGGCAGCAUCCCGCCGGAGCUGGCCAAGUGCAAGCAGCUCAACUGGAUAUCCUUGGCGAGCAACCGGCUGUCUGGGCCGAUCCCCUCGUGGCUUGGGAAGCUCAGCAACUUGGCAAUCCUAAAGCUGAGCAAUAAUUCCUUCACCGGAAAGAUACCCGCAGAGCUUGGUGACUGCAAGAGCUUGGUAUGGCUGGACCUCAACAGCAACCAACUUAAUGGAUCAAUUCCACCCGAGCUGGCAGAGCAGUCGGGGAAGAUGACCGUUGGCCUCAUUAUUGGGCGGCCCUAUGUGUAUCUUCGCAACGACGAGCUGAGCAGCCAGUGUCGUGGCAAGGGCAGCUUGCUGGAGUUCUCAAGCAUCCGGUCCGAGGACCUUAGUCGGAUGCCGAGCAAGAAGCUGUGCAACUUCACAAGGAUGUACAUGGGGAGCACAGAGUAUACCUUCAACAAGAAUGGCUCCAUGAUAUUUCUGGAUUUGUCAUUUAAUCAGCUUGACUCGGAGAUACCCAAGGAGCUUGGCAAUAUGUUCUACCUCAUGAUCAUGAAUCUUGGGCACAACCUUCUGUCUGGUGCUAUCCCAACAGAGCUAGCUGGUGCAAAGAAGCUUGCAGUACUUGACCUUUCGCACAACCGAUUGGAAGGGCAGAUACCCAGCUCGUUCUCGUCACUGUCUUUGUCUGAGAUCAAUCUGUCGAGUAAUCAGCUGAAUGGGACAAUUCCAGAGCUUGGUUCUCUUGCCACAUUCCCAAAGAGCCAGUAUGAGAACAACUCCGGUCUGUGUGGCUUUCCACUGCCACCAUGUGAGUCGCAUACUGGGCAAGGCUCUUCCAACGGUGGCCAAUCUAACCGGAGGAAGGCGUCCCUUGCGGGCAGCGUUGCUAUGGGACUCUUGUUCUCGCUCUUCUGUAUAUUUGGGUUGGUCAUCAUAGCCAUCGAGAGCAAGAAGCGGAGGCAGAAGAAUGACGAGGCAAGUACCUCCCGUGAUAUAUACAUUGAUAGCCGGUCACAUUCUGGCACGAUGAAUUCCAAUUGGAGACUCUCUGGUACAAAUGCUCUCAGCAUCAACCUUGCUGCAUUUGAGAAGCCACUGCAGAAACUCACCUUGGGUGAUCUUGUUGAGGCCACCAAUGGCUUCCACAAUGAUAGCUUGAUUGGGUCUGGUGGAUUUGGUGAUGUCUACAAGGCACAGCUCAAGGAUGGGAGGGUUGUUGCUAUCAAGAAGCUAAUACAUGUGAGUGGCCAGGGUGACCGGGAGUUCACAGCGGAAAUGGAGACCAUUGGCAAGAUCAAACACCGCAACCUUGUUCCGCUCCUCGGCUACUGCAAGAUCGGCGAGGAGCGGCUGCUGAUGUAUGACUUCAUGAAGUAUGGCAGCUUGGAGGAUGUGCUGCACGACCGCAAAAAGAUUGGGGUAAGGCUGAACUGGGCGGCAAGGCGAAAGAUUGCAAUCGGGGCAGCAAGGGGGUUGGCAUUCCUCCACCACAACUGCAUUCCGCACAUCAUCCACCGAGACAUGAAGUCAAGCAAUGUGCUUGUUGAUGAGAAUCUGGAGGCAAGGGUCUCUGAUUUCGGCAUGGCGAGGAUGAUGAGUGUGGUGGACACACACCUGAGCGUGUCCACCCUCGCCGGCACGCCGGGGUAUGUGCCACCGGAGUACUACCAGAGCUUCCGAUGCACCACCAAGGGUGAUGUGUAUAGCUACGGUGUUGUGUUGCUGGAGCUGCUCACUGGGAAGCCCCCGACGGAUUCAACAGAUUUUGGUGAGGACCAUAAUCUUGUAGGAUGGGUGAAGAUGCACACAAAGUUGAAGAUCACUGAUGUGUUUGACCCGGAGCUGCUGAAGGACGAUCCCACCCUGGAGCUUGAGCUGCUGGAGCAUUUGAAAAUCGCAUGUGCGUGCCUGGAUGACAGGCCGUCGAGGCGACCAACGAUGCUCAAGGUGAUGACGAUGUUCAAGGAGAUCCAGGCUGGGUCAACGGUGGACUCGAAAACCUCGUCGGUGGCUACCGGGCUGAGCGACGAUCCUGGUUUUGGGGUCAUGGACAUGACCCUCAAGGAGGCCAAGGAGGAGAAAGAUUAGGAAGAUGACCACCGGCGACACGCAGACGGCGGUGACCGGCAGCAACACGUCCGUCCGUCCGUCCAGUUUGGGUUUGGGGGCGAAAAAACCCGUAGAAAUCAGCCUCUCAGAUGAUUGAUGAUGAUGUGAUGAUACCAUUCUGAGGUUCCCACGCAAGCUUAGAACCUCCCUGUGAUGGUACACGAUAAGAAGAAAUUUUCCCUCCCUUGUAGCUCUCGUAAGCCCAAGCCGUCAUGUACCUAUAGGAGUAGCUCACCUUUUUCUUCUCUUUCUUUGCCAGCUUUCUUCAUCUUCUUCUUCUUCUUCUUCAUCUCCUUGUUUAUUUUGUCGUAGCGCUCCAGUAAGAGCUGUGUAUGUACAUAUAUAAAUGGUGGAUUUUCUUCGGUGCAA